Molecule: messenger RNA, 2635 nt
Organism: Lingula anatina
Lineage: Eukaryota; Metazoa; Brachiopoda; Lingulata; Lingulida; Lingulidae
Source: RefSeq, a predicted model, not a curated record
UUCAAGCCUGUACUUUGCUACUUGGAAGGCGCAUGGAUGAAAAGUUCAGCGUCGCUCCAGGAAUCCUUCGCCAGCGACCGCCACUUUCUGGACGCCACCAGUUGGUUCGACCUGCAUCAGAAGGCUCGGUUCAGCGCAGCCUCUGGUCGUAAGGACAACUUAGAGAACUUUGCCUACCUCCCCGUCACGAUCGCUCACCUCACCGGAAUCAACGGCACCAUUCCCGAGUUUGCGCAGUGGAACUAUCGGAUAUUAUGCCAUCCUCUCUCCCAAGACGUGCCCUUCAACAGGUUCCGCACCGUGGACGACCUCCAUUCUAGAAUGGCUUUCAAAGCGGGGAUUGAUCAACAGACGCUGUCCAGAAGGGCAAGAUUUCAACUGAACCCAGAGGACUCGGACCAUUGGGGUGAGGGUCGUUUCUACGAUUAUGGUUUCUUGGACUCAUUAAUGGAGCAGAUCCCAGGGAAAGACAACUACCGCGCCAACUUGACGGACGACCUGUUUGGUGACGUGGCCCUGCGGUAUGAGGACGACGAGGACGGCAGCCCCCGUGUGCUGAACGCUGGCUUUUAUCAUCGCUGGUUCAAAGUUACGCAAAAGGGGGCAGAUGGCCGGAAGUUGAUGCACCGUGGGUACUCUGACCAAAAUGUCUUUAUGGCUAUGACGUCACAACCGGAUGUAGUUGGACUGAACAUAACUAACUGUGCUCGGCGUGGACGAGACUGUGUUACCGUCCAGCAGAAGUGGACGUACGCAAUCCCGCUGGAGAUAGUGUAUAUGACACCGCUAAGUAGAUGGAACCCGUACGAUUUGGAGUACAAAGGGCUGGCCUACACUGACGAGGGGAUGACUGUGAAGGAGGGAAACCGAAAUGGGCAAAAAACUGUGGACAAGGCCUUUAAUGGGAUCAACAACGCCCUCUAUUAUCAAACCCCGGUAGAGAUGUUUGCCAGAAAACAGAGAGGAGACACUGCCGAUACCGGGAGAUACGGUGUAGGCGUUCUGGAUAAAAACGGUGUAGUGAGAACAGUUGACGCAUCUGGUUUUCGAGUGAAGCUGAACAUUGCUGACGUAGGCGAGAUACGUCAGAGGUGGCCAAUAAUGCCUGCGUCGGUAGAGGGCAGCACGAUCAUGAAAGAGAUAGAUGCGCUCAAGGACAUGGUGAUGGACCAGCAGCGGUACAUCAACAUGUACCGCGAGAGUCCCUUGGCUCUGGCCACGGGAACCACCAUGGCCCCUGUGACUGCUGACCAAACCCUAGAGACAUCGCUGUCCACGAGUGCAGUGAUCAGCCAGCAUAGCCACACCUUAGUGCUGGAUGCUGACAGUAUCCAAAGAAUGAAGGACGGAGCUAAAAUCGCAGUUAGAACAUCUACAGACAACGGACAUUUUCACGAACUGAAGGUUUUCUACAACAGCAGCAUCGAUCGCUUCCAGAUGUUUAAGUGCGAUCUGCAAAACCACUGCUGGGAUGGACAUGACUCACAACUCUGGCCCUCUGACGGAUAAACUGGCCUCGCAGGUCGUUGCCGGAGUCAGCAAGCAAGCAGCAUCUGGAAAGUUCUCCACUCCCACCACCCAAAUAAUGAUUUUGUUCAUAGUGAACAACAAAUAACCACUGUCCAUCCUGAUGUAUCCACUUAAUACAACGGGAAGCCCAGUCGCAACGAACGUGCUUAAUUAAUCAUCGAAAUUUUUAGAGAUUCUCUUUUGCUUAUAGUUUUUAAAUUUUGUCAUGAUGAAACAUUUUUAACUUUGCAUGUAAUAAGCUAAAUAUUACCCGGUAAUUUGCUUGCUGAAAUUAGGCAGGUUUUUUUAUAAUGCUGCAAAAUAUAUAUCGUUUCAAAAGCUUUAAAAAAGCAGUUAAACCAAUUUUGCUUAUAGCAAUGUAAGGUUACGAAGAAAGAUUUCUUUGAUUUUGCCAAAAUAUGUUUAUGUGGUCAAUUUUAGCGUCAAGUAUUCCAAUUAGUCCACUGGAAAAGAAAAAAUAAUGAUAAACUUCUAACAUGUCUUCAGUCUUUUUAGGCCGGCAGCAUUUUGUUUAGAAAUACAUUUUUCUGAGUGAACCAAUGCCACAAUAUGUGGGUAUGCAUUACUAAAAAGUGUCUUUUUGCUCUCUUUGUGUACGUUUCAGUAAAUGCUUUUGUCAAAAUAGCAAAAGUUCGUUUUUCUCUUGUUUUGUUUUGUUUUGUUUUGUAUUUUUGUUAUUUUCUAUUUUCAUCCGUGACACAUGUAGACAUGUUCACACGCAAUCAGAACAUCCACCCACGCCACGGCCUGUACAAACGUCACAUGCACGUCACAGUCUGUACAAACGUCACACUCACGACACAGUCUGUACAAACGUCACACUCUGCACAACGUUACAUACACGUCACAAUGCUUUUGUGCUCUAAACGUGGUCUAGCACCGAACAUUAACAUUCUGACAUGGAAACACAGAAGAACCACACAAUUACGCAAGUCAUCCAACGGUACCUAUAAGUGAUCUUUAUCGCAUGCAUUUGUGGAUCAUUUCUUUGAAUCAUUCUUUCAUGCAAUUCAGCACUUCAUCAUAUUUAAUAGAUAAUUGAACCCGUACAUAAAAAUAUGAAAAAAGUAAGGAAAAAAGGAGAAAUAUUUGGAUAUAAAUACAA